This is a messenger RNA of Acipenser ruthenus (sterlet), 2865 nucleotides long. RefSeq names its product tRNA-dihydrouridine(20) synthase [NAD(P)+]-like. Gene Ontology annotation, biological process: tRNA dihydrouridine synthesis. The transcript is spliced from 11 exons. The coding region runs from base 1 to 939 and encodes 312 amino acids. Gene Ontology annotation, cellular component: cytoplasm. Gene Ontology annotation, molecular function: tRNA dihydrouridine synthase activity. The record is from RefSeq and is a predicted model, not a curated record. NCBI's taxonomy places the organism in Eukaryota, Metazoa, Chordata, Actinopteri, Acipenseriformes, Acipenseridae.
AUGGGACGAGAGAGCCUUGGUAGUUGUAAAGCGUGUGGUGGCAUGGGAGCGGCACUGUUAUCAGACCCCGACAGGAUUGAGAGGAUUCUGAGAACCCUUGUCAAAGGAGUUUCAAAGCCAGUAACCUGUAAAAUUCGAAUCCUGCCUUCGCUUGAUACUAUAAGACUUGUCCAGCGGGUUGAACGGACUGGAGUGGCAGCGAUUGCAGUUCAUGGAAGGCGAAAGGAGGAGAGACCCCAGCAUCCUGUCCACUGUGAUGUCAUUAAAGCGGUUGCUGAGGCAGUUUCCAUUACUGUUAUAGCAAACGGGGGAUCUCAAGACUGCAUUAAAGUGCAUUCAGAUAUCGAAGCCUUCCGAGCCGCUACGGGCGCGUCCUCGGUGAUGCUGGCUCGAGCGGCCAUGUGGAACCCCUCCAUCUUCAGGAGAGACGGCCCCCUGCCUCUGGAGCAGGUCAUCGGAGAAUACAUCCGAUACAUGAGUCUCUCGCAGUUGUCCGCUACGAAUCACACCUUCAACACCAAGUACUGCCUCUGCCAGAGGCUGAGGGAGAAGCUGGAAUCGCCACCGGGCAAGAAGCUGCACUCUGCACAGUCCCACAGAGAAAUCUGCGAGGCCUUUGAUUCAGUAGUGUACUACAAGGAAACCACCGCCAUGCUGGAGGCUCGGUCGGCAGCCGAAGCCAGGAGGCACCACACAGACGACCAGUUCGAGGAUACAGAUGUGACCACAAUGACAGUCCGCUUUGACAGACGAGACUACCCUCCUCAAAUCACACCCAAAAUGUUUUUACUGGAGUGGAGCCAGAGUGAGCAGCUCCCGCAGCCUGUCUAUGAAACUAUGAGUAGAUUUGACCUGAGAAAGGAUCGGCUGACUGCAAAUUCUGUUUAUUUUAUUAUCAAAUACAAAGACCUCUGGACAGAUUUUUUCGUUCCACGGUAACAGCUGCAAACAAGAAAUACAGAUCCACAACCUGGGAUAAAUCGAAGAAGCUGGCUGAGCAAACCGCAGCUGUAGUCGGUCUCAGGACCCUGGGGCUUCCAGAGGGGAGGAUGGGCGAGGAGGAGAGCAACCUAGUGAAGAAGCGCAAGAGAGAGGAAAAAACAGUGCAGCGGAUCUGCUGAGAGUGCAGAAGAGUCUGGGCAUGCCCCGAUAGGAGACUGCCUGGCUCUCUACAGUAUAUACAGUACAGAGGGGACUGCCUGGAUCAGCCUGGACUCUACAGUGUAUCGACAGAGGGCACUGCUUCCUGGAUGAGUUAACUCACACUUUUAAUGUUGAGGGUUUUAUCUGCAGUCUGCAGAAUAUAUAAUUUAUUUGUAGUAUUAUUGUUUAAAACUCUGCAGGCGGUGGUCUGAGGAAGUCCACUUACUGACUGUAUUGCAUUAUUAAAUGUUGACACUAGGUGGCAGUUUAGUUCCAAACAGCAAUGCAAACCAACAGCAGGGUAUUCCCAUAGGAAAGCCACACACACACACACACACACACACACACACACACACACACACACACACACACACACACAGCCUACUCCUCCAUCAAUGUGGUUCCCUCAUCUCAGCAGGCAUGCAUGAGCCUCAUAUCUAUAGUAGAUCACAGCCUAAUAUUCAUAUUACAGUAUCUGUGUCUUCUAAAAGAUAAGUGUGUUUCCCGGCUAUCUGAUUUGCAUAACCAAAUCAGGACAUGCCAGUCCACACAUGCAUCAAAUUCUGUGCGGUACCCCCAAGCAUGACACGCCUUCUGUGAGCCGUUCACAAUGAGUUUUAACAUCACAGUCUGGUUCACAGGUAACCAUCAUUAGUUUUUUUCUUUCUAAGAUUUACUGCAUACACAGUAGUGGGAAAGCAGAAUUAAAAUGCCAUACAUUCCAUUGUUGUGCAUCUUAAACAUUUGCCUACUUCACUUAGUUUCUUGAAUUAUACUUUUCAUUAUAGUGCACCGCAAUGAAGAAAAUAGGGGGGAAAAGCAGUACAAAUGAUGCAAAAAGCUUCUAAACAGAAUCAGAAAACAAAGUUGUUUAAAAUGUGACAGUGAUUGCUUCCUCUAUUGGUCUUGGUCAGCUCUAUCUUGUGGCUAAUUAGACUUGGAUAUUCUUGGAUAGACACUGUCCUUGCUAAGUGGCUUCACAGUUCAGUCAGUUGAUUAAACAUGUGAAUAGUUUGUUGAAACCCAAAUAUGUUAAGAAUGAUGAUUCAACCGUCACUGUGGGAUCACAGUCAUAAAAACGAAUGUACAUUUCGUAUUGUUUGCUUUUUCAAUAAUUUCAUUUCCAGCAGUUGUCACCAUGUGUCUUGCUCUGUUUGCAUUGAGAGCGCAAGUUGCCUCUUGUUUUGUGGUAUUUGUGUUUUUUACUCACCAGAGCUCCUCAAAGCUAACAAACUAGCCUGUUUGAAAUUGAAUUAAACCCUAUGUUGCAUACCUCAAAACUAAAACAGCAAGCUUGAUCAAGCGUGAUCGACCCCCCACCCCCAUCCAGGAGAAAGAUACAAUGAGAGGAUUAGCAUGAAAAGUAUCUGAGCAUAUCUGACUGUCAAAACUGGCUCUGAAAUAACAGAAAUCUGUCUCGAAAACUUCAUUAAAAAAAUACAAUCUUUAAUUUUUAAUCAAUUAUUGUUUUUUGCAUGGCACUUAAAAAAAAAAAAUGUUUCCAAUAACUAAAUUGGUGUUAUGAAUUAUGGAAUCCCUAAUACUUCAAUGUAAAAUAAUUUAGGACUCCUAACACACACAUAUACUGCACAGUAAAAUCCAUUGCUCUCCAUAUUAGAAUAUUAUAGUAGAUUUUUUUUUUUUAAUAGAACCUGAUAAAGCCAAAUGUGUUCUAUAUAGAAUGUCUGCAGGUAACCUUACUAUAUAUAUAUAUAUAUAUAU